CUGUCCUGCCAUCAUUCAAUGAGCAACGUAAGCGAAAGGAGUUAAGCGUUGGAUAUCAACCAAACUGGAGAUCAAGGAACCAUUCUAAGGAGUUCUUAGGCAAUUUCUUACAGCGGAUUCUACUAGCAAGUCAGAGCACAUUUCCAGAAUGAAGGCAAUCAGUCCCGUUCGGUCUGUCAGAAACUGUUAUGAAGCAGUCUGCUGUAUCUCCGAGCAGAGCCUCUCCAUCACCCGUUGCAAGAGCCCCACCGAGGAGCUGUCCGACAUGAAUGACUGCUACUCUAAACUCAAAGAGCUGGUACCCAGCAUCCCGCAAAACAAGUCAGUGAGCCAAAUGGAGAUUCUUCAACAUGUUAUAGAUUACAUCUUCGACUUACAGAUAGCGCUGGAAAACGAGACGGACGCAAAAAACACGCCCGACGUGUUUAUGUCAAUGAAGAACUCAGAGAUGACCCGUAAUUUCUCCAAAGAAGAUGGAGCUAUGUGCCAUUAGGAUCGAUGAAUGGCAGCGUUCAACGGUGCUGGAUAGAAACUUUUCUCCUCUACUUAUGGAAGAAAAGAGAGUGAAGGGGUGAGCCGGGUGAAGGAGUGAGGCUCUAUUCAGAGUGUGGGAAAGCAAUCUGCGCCCCUCUCGAGCGGUCUAUUCUUUGGUCACUGGACACUUGAGCAAACCAAAGCCAAUGAGUUUUGAAGAUCACAAAAAGAAAAGCCUUCAGAUUUUUGUCGUAAUCAUUCCUAUUUUUGUGGCAACAAUCAAGCAUUGUGUAUUUUGUACUGGCUACAUUCCUGACUAUUUGGACUAACUAAUAUCUCUUCACACACCCUUCCUUCCCAGCCGUUCUUGGAGAAUACCCUUCCCCUCCUUUUCCCCCCUUUUAAAACAUUUCCAAAUUUCAGCAUGGCUGCAGUUUUCUCAGUGAUUUUGUUUAUCAUCGGGAUGGUGUGUAGGCUACAUAUUGUGCUUGGGGGUGUGUGUUUUAUGGGGUGGGCUGGGCCUUGGGCAGCGGGAAUGCAGACGUGGAUUAGAAUUUGAACUCUAUAAUAUAGAGUGGAUUGUAUAUGUUUGUGGGGAUUGUCUAUUUCUACAGACUGUCAGAUCAACGAGUUUCAUAAACUCCUUUAAGAGUUUUUGCUUUGUACACUCACACUUUUUACACAAGAAAAUAAAUAAUUCAUGAAAAUGA
Triplophysa rosa is the source of this 1184-nucleotide messenger RNA. RefSeq names its product inhibitor of DNA binding 3 (gene id3). Gene Ontology annotation, cellular component: cytoplasm; nucleus. Bases 149 to 493 code for a protein of 114 amino acids. Gene Ontology annotation, biological process: cell differentiation; negative regulation of transcription by RNA polymerase II; circadian regulation of gene expression. The record is from RefSeq and is a predicted model, not a curated record. Gene Ontology annotation, molecular function: transcription regulator activity; protein dimerization activity. The transcript has 3 exons. Lineage: Eukaryota; Metazoa; Chordata; Actinopteri; Cypriniformes; Nemacheilidae.